Zootoca vivipara (common lizard) is the source of this 5174-nucleotide messenger RNA. NCBI's taxonomy places the organism in Eukaryota, Metazoa, Chordata, Lepidosauria, Squamata, Lacertidae. The record is from RefSeq and is a predicted model, not a curated record.
UGGUGCGAAGGAGCCAUGGCUGCUGCUGGGGAUCCCGUCCAGAGUCUCAGUGAUGAAGCCACUUGUUCCAUCUGCCUGGAGUAUUUCAAGGAUCCAGUGACCAUCCCAGAAUGUGGGCACAAUUUCUGCCGGUCCUGCCUGAUCCAGUGCUGGGGGGAAUCCAAGGCAGAGGUUUCCUGCCCUCAGUGCAGACAAAGAGUCCCGAGAAGGAGCCUCAUCCCCAAUCGGCAACUGGCAAACUUCAUAGAAUUAAUCAAGGAUCUCAGAGAUCAAAGAGAGAAAGAAGAAGAAAGAAAAGGAAGAGUCUGCAAGGAGCACCAGGAGCCCCUGAAACUCUUUUGCAAGAAAGAUGAAGCUACAAUUUGCAUGGUGUGUGACAAAUCAAAGGAGCACAAACACCACGAGGUGAUUCCUCUGAAGGAGGCUUUUGAGGAAUACAAGGGAGAGAUCUGUAGCUGCCUGAAGAUUCUGAGGAGAGAGAGAGAAGAAAUAAUGGCCUAUCAAGCAGACCUGGAAAAGGAAUGCAAAGACCUCCUUAAAUUAACAGAAACUGAAAGGCAGAAAACAGCAGAGACGUUCCGACAAUUGCGCCAGUUUCUGGAAGGAAAAGAAAAACAUAUGCUGAAUGAGAUAGAAGAGACAGAGAAGGAGAUUGCAAGAAGAAGGGAUGAGCACUUGGCCACACUCUCCAGAAAUCUCUCCUCUCUUGAAAGUAUCAUCCAGGAAAUGGAGGAGAAGCGCCAGAAGCCAGAGAGUGAACUCCUGCAUGAUGUGAGAAGCACCUUGCAGAGGUAUGAAAAAAGAGAGAGGUUGGAGAAGACACUGGAUUUCCCUCCAGAGCUGAAGAAGAGGGUCUUGGAAUUCUGUAAUAUAAGCCCUCUCUUGGAACGUGUUAGGAAGCAAUUCAAAGCAAAUGUCACUCUGGAUCCAGACACAGCCCAUCCCUUCCUCAUCCUGUCCGAGGAUCGGAAAAGCGUGAGAUGUGGAGACAAAGAGCAAGACCUGCCCGACAACCCUGAAAGAUUCAAUGAGCAGCUUUGUGUGUUGGGACGUGAGAGAUUCACAGCAGGCAGACAUUUCUGGGAAGUCACUGUGGGAAGUGGGGAAUGGUGGGCUGUGGGGGUUGCCAGAAAGUCUGUGAAGAGAAAGGGCCUCUUCUCCUUAGGUCCUAACUUCAGUCCUGAGGGGGGGAUCUGGGCUGUGGGGAAGUGGGGAGAUGAGUACUGGGCCCGCACCUCCCCUGAUUACUCUCUUCUGCCCCUGAGGGAGAAGCCCAGGAGAAUCCGGGUGACUCUGGACUGUGAAGGGGAAUGUGUGUCUUUUUCUGACGCUGACUCAGAAGCUGAACUCUACACAUUCUCAGGAGCCUCGUUCUCUGGAGAGACCCUCCUCCCUUUCUUUUAUCUGGAUGACAUUAAAACCCACCUCAGUAUCUCCUUCUUGUCCGAAUACACCCUGGGGGCCCCCAGCAACCCCCGAUAUGAGACAAACCUCUCCGGGCAUCCUCCAGUGUUGCGCUUCCCCAGGAUGGCCAUCAAUCUUCAUCCCGGUGCUCCCAGUGACACAGGUCGGCUGAUCCUGUGCACUCUGUUAAUCAGCAGAGAUAGCAGUAACGAUUGGAAGCAUGAACAGGCCCGUCAGCACCGGAAAAAAGAAGAAGAAGAAGCCACGUGGGCAUUGAGUUCCGGAGUCCUUUUCAGGAAGGGGAAAACCCAGUGGCUGAAAACGGAAGAGGUGGAUUUUUUUUGGCGCGAGGGAGCCAUGGCUGCUGCAGGGAGUCCCGUGCAAGAUCUCUGCGAUGAAGCCACUUGCUCCAUCUGCCUGGAGUAUUUCAAGGAUCCAGUGACCACCGCAGAGUGUGGGCACAACUUCUGCCGGUCUUGCUUGGUCCAGUGUUGUGGGGCGAGAGGAAGGCAGGCCUCCUGCCCUCAGUGCAGAGAAACCGUCCAGAAAAGGAAUCUCAUCCCAAACAGGCAACUGGCUCACCUUGUGGAAUUGAUCAAGGAGCUCAGUCUCCAAAGGGAGGAGGAGGAGGGGGGACGAAAGGGGAGAGUCUGCGAGAAGCACCAGGAGCCCCUGAACCUCUUCUGUGAGGACCACGAAAGUCCUAUCUGUGUAGUGUGUGAGAAAUCCAAGAUGCAUGAAAAUCACAAGGUGAUUCCUCUGGAGGAGGCUUUCGAGGAAUACAAGGGACUGAUUCGCAGCCUCCUGGAGAUUCUGAUGAAAGAGAAAGAGAAAAUUCUGGCCUAUCAAGCAGACCUGGACAAGGAAAGCCAAGACCUUCUUAAAUUAACAGAAACUGGGAGGCAGAAGACAGUGGAGAAGUUCAGACAACUGCAACAGUUUCUCGAAGAACAAGAAAAACACCAUCUGGGUCAUAUAGAAGAGGUGGAGAAGGAGAUUGCAAGGAAAAGGAAUGAGCAGCUGGCCAGACUCUCCAGGGAACGUGUCUUUCUUGAAAAGGUGGUCCAGGAAAUGGAAGAGAAGCGUCUGCAGCCAGCAAACGAACUCCUGCAGGAUGUGAGAAGCACCUUGCAGAGGUAUGAGAAAAGAGAGACAUUGGUGAAUCCACUGUCUUUCCCUCCAGAGCUGAAGGGGAGAAUCUCAGAAUUCUGUGAUAUAAACCCUCUCCUGGAGGAUGUCAUGAAGCAAUUCAAAGAUGCUUUGUUACUCAGAGAACAGCUUCAGAAAGAGGUUCUGUCAUUCGGAAAACCUCAGAAAGAAGGACGGCAGAGAGCGGCAAUGGAAGUUCAAGACCUAGCGGGGGCUGGAGCAGUGGGAGCUGGAGCAGCAGAGCCAAGAGACCCCCUGAAUGAACUCCCGCAAUCCAGCUGGCAGCUGAAAUCACAAUUAGAUACAUUAGCAGGAGCCCUGGGAGAACAUAGAUUGCACCUAGAGGGAGAGAGGACUUUCAGGGCAAGUAAGAUGUAUGUGUUUAACCCACCACGAUACUCCGGAGAGCCUGAGGAAUAUCCAGCUUUUAAAACGGAAGCGCUUUAUUUUCUAGACUUAAAUUCGGGAGAAUUUGAGACUGAUCAGAAGAGAGUCGCUUAUCUAAUCAGUUUGCUGGAAGGGGACGCUAAAUUAUGGGCUAUUCAUACUCUUAUGGCAAGAGAGCACAGCGCACUCUCAAACCUGGGGGAGUUUUUGGAAAUGAUGGAUAGCAUGUUCCAAAAUCCCCUGCUGAAUGAUAUGGCCGCGGAGCAGCUGCUGAACCUACGUCAGGGCAGUGAUUCAGUCUCUACUUAUUGGACUUCGUUCAGCUCGUUGGUGCAGAGGCUUGGGUGGCAAGCAAACAGUCCGCCUUUGGCCGCUUUGUACCGAAAGGGGUUGAAUGAAUCUGUCUUGGAUGAAUUGUCGAGAAUGGCGCCCCUUGAAUCUUUGGAUGAUUUAGUACGAGCUUCUCUGCAAAUUGGCCUGAGACAGCAGCUGAGGAUGUUGGAGAAGAGGUGGCAAGGACAGCCAAUGUUUGUAAGAAGCCACAUUCCUAGGAUGCCAGAACAGAGAGCUGGCAGUACACCCACACUGGAAGGUUCUCCUGAACCGAUGCAGCUGGGCUCAGCAGGGAGGGUGACUCCUGAAGCUGCAUGGAUGGAGGGAGGCAGAUGCCGCAGAGAGACUCGCCGUUGCUUUGCAUGUGGCAAAGCAGGACAUUUGGCACGACAGUGCCCAAGCAAAAAGGCAGGGGGUUCUCACAGGAGAUUACCAGUUCAUGUCCCCGCACUAUCAAAUGUCACUCUGGACCCAGACACAGCCUAUCGCAGGCUCAUCGUGUCUGAGGAUCGGAAAAGUGUGAGAUUGGGAGAUAAAAGGCAAUCCCUGCCCGACAAUCCUGAGAGGUUCAACAAUUGUACUUCUGUGUUGGGACGUGAGGGAUUCACAGCAGGCAGACAUUUCUGGGAGGUCACUGUGGGAAGCGAGGGAUGGUGGACUGUGGGGGUCGCCAGGAAGUCUGUGAAGAGAAAGAGCUAUCUUCCCUUCAGUCCUAAGGGAGGAAUCUGGGCUGUGGAGAAGUCUGGAGGCAAGUACUGGCCCUGCACCUCCCCUGAUGACCCUCCUCUGUCCCUGAGUGGGGAACUCGAGAGGAUCCGGGUGACUCUGGACUAUGAAGGGGGAUGUGUGUCUUUUUUUGACGCUGACUCAGGAGCCAAACUCUACACGUUCUCAGGAGCCUCAUUCUCUGGAGAGACCCUCCUACCUUUCUUUUGUCUGGAUGGUGGUAAAACUCAGCUCAGUAUCUCCUGAAGACACUUUAUUUCCCUAACAGGCCCAGCAGGAGUUUCUCUCCUGACCAGAAUGACUGAUAUAAAACCAGCAUUUCCCUCUCAAGAGCAUUUUCGGCAGCUUUUCCGGGAUCCUUUAAGAUAAAUUAUUCUAGUCACAAUCGGCACAAGCAACAAAACAAACAAAAAUUGGUUCUUUUUCCUUCCCUUUCCCUGAAUUUGCAGCUGAGUUUUUAAAGAAAAAGAAACACCUGAACAUUCCCAAUAAAUAAUUUUUCCUCAAAAGCCUCCAUCACUUGAUUGCUGUUAUCUAUCUUUAUUAAGCAUUAGCAAUAAAUAAAGAAGUAAAUGAAAGGAAACAAAUAUUCAUUGACUGGGAAUUGAAACCCGACUGUGUCAGCGAGUGCACCAAAUUUUGGAGAGCUGCGGGUGGGAUGUGGAUUUUGAUUGGCCUUAUUUCUCUGUGGUAAACAACUAAGAAGAAGAUUAAAAUUUAAAAAGAAGAAAUCUGUUAUUCAGAAAUGAUCUGGGCUUCUGGGUGAAAAUGAGGUGGCCAAAUUCACUGAGGACUUUAAAUGGUCCAAGGUGGUAGGAACUAAAAGGGAUUGAUUGUAAGGAUAUUUCCAAACUGAAUGGACAUAAAAAUAUGCAAAUGAUAGAGAGAAAAAGAAAAGAAAUAUCAACAGCUGGCAUUAACAAUUACCGGAAUAGCACUCCAUUGAUCCUCACUUAGACGUAUAAAUCAAUACAGACAACAUGUCCAAAUAGGUAACUAAACAACACCGAUGAUUACCAGCUGUCCGUUCAAAGGCAGGAAGGGCAGGGAGGAGCAGCUGGUGAGUGUUUCUUUUCCCAACCAGGAGGACAUGCAGAGUCCACUUCCAUCGUCCACCUGUUAGUGCCCACAGCACAGGGAAACAGCGAGAGAGUGCAUGCACACCCCCAAAUUGG